Molecule: messenger RNA, 1611 nt
Organism: Fusarium oxysporum Fo47
Lineage: Eukaryota; Fungi; Ascomycota; Sordariomycetes; Hypocreales; Nectriaceae
Exons: 1
Coding region: 1-1611 (536 amino acids)
Source: RefSeq, a predicted model, not a curated record
AUGCUUAUGCAAAAGAUACCCCAAUCCGUUCGCUCAGGGUGGUCAAAUUGUCGGCCGCUUCUUAAUCCUCGACUUCAUCAAUUCCCUCAUCAUGCCAUUCCAACACGCAGAAACGCAUACAGAUCUUUAUACAUUCCUCCCAACUACUCACGCGUACAAAUUAGCUCAAAGGAAGACACCAUGCGCCUAUACUCUCUUUUGCAAUCUUAUAUUGAAGACCCAUCCCGCGCAAAAGCCGUUACAGAGGUCGUCAUUGACACGACGCCCUGGAUCUAUGCCUCCACGUCCAAGUUACCGGAUCACGAUGAACUGCCAACCUCGAUGGGAUAUGAAGAGUUUGGCGAUCCACCGGAAAUAAGACUACGAAGAUAUGCACGUCGCCUAGACUUGGGCGAUAAAACGGCUGAUCAGGUCGACAAGAUCCUUGAUUGGAAGCGUCGCGAGUAUGAUUUCAAACUUCAGAAGGAAAGCGAGUUUUCAAUUGCCAUGGUAAUCCUUCUCUUUUCUCUUUGCGAGAAUAUCUCCACGCUAUAUCUUGCCGAAAAUCUCCAACAACCUAUUAUGGACUAUAUGGUCAAGGCAAACUAUGCACAGAUGAAGAGCCCCCCACUUCAGAAACUGAAAAAUGUCCGUUUUUUUGCUGGUGCUCGAAGCGACGAGAGGUUUUACAGCGCGCUCGAGAUUCUUGGAUUCAUCCAGUUAAUACAUCGCCUCCCAGCUCUUGAAUCAGUGGCCAUGGAUGCGAUGUCGGAUUAUCAGGCGGACCGCACGUUCUUCGUUCCAGGGACAGGAAAUAUGAAGAGGCUGGAAAUCGCCCAUUGCGAUGUUUCUCCUAGCUUCCUCACUGUUAUGAUUUCGAUUCCCAAGGCGCUUGAGGAAUUUAAGCUGUCGAUUGGUGGUCUGAUGAGUAUUGACGGCGCAGAUACUUCUAGUGAGCCGUUUUAUAUUGCAAGGGCACUAUCUGCGCAUAGACACUCAUUAAGAGUGUUGGAUAUUGAUGUUGAUGCAGGCUCCGGGGCAGACGCGUUGGACUGGGAUGUUGACAAGAAUUACGAGGAGGGAGAAGAUGAUGGGAAGAAUUGGGAGAUAAAGGACCAGCUUGAUCUAUAUGGACGCGAUCGGCUGGCUUUGGAUAAAAAGAUCAGUACUGGGCACAGGAUGGAUAGUGGCAAAGAGUACACACCGACUAUCGGGUCAUUGCAUGACUUUCCUCACCUCACGCAUCUGAGCAUAGGCAUCAUGCCACUCCUUGGGAAAUACGAUUGGUGGAAACCACCCUUUCGACACACGGAACCGCCUUACCGACUUGAGAAACCUGCGCCUUGUCGACUAGUAAACAUGUUACCGCCUUCUCUGGAGUAUCUGUGCAUCUAUGGGUAUACGCGGGGUGAAAAUCCAGAUGUUGAUGAGCAUAUUGAUGAGUUUCUGGCUGAGAAAGAUGGGAAGUUGCCAAAUUUAAAGGUUAUUAAGGGUAUUGACGAGCGUGUACGGGAUAUAAAGGAUAUCCUUUAUGAUAUGACCGUGGCGGAAGUGGAUGAGGAUGAGCUUUAUGUCCGAGGGGGGGAAUUUCAGUCGGGAUGGAAGGGGGUGGAAGAGCCGAAGCAGAACUAA